Messenger RNA from Lachancea fermentati, 1797 nucleotides. The record is from the annotation of a GenBank genome assembly. Lineage: Eukaryota; Fungi; Ascomycota; Saccharomycetes; Saccharomycetales; Saccharomycetaceae.
AUGGACACUAACGUGUUUACAGGAGAUCAGCAAGUGCACUCAGAUCUACAAGUUAGAUCGCGAAGCCGGAGUUUGGCUGCAGAUGCGCUCUCGCGUGCUGAACCCGAUUCUAAUGUUGAGUUUGUUGAGCAAAGUUAUGAAUUGAGUGAAAUACAUUCACACUCGAGCUCACCCACUCCAAUUGAACCCUUCGCACCGGAGGAAAAUGCAAGCAGAUAUUAUUCGGUCGAUUUGCCUCGUUCGAGGGCAUCGUCCCACUCAUCGCACUUUCAAAAAGGAGAAUCGAAGGUCGAGUCGAAGGAGUAUUUCCAUGUUUUGACUAGAAACUGGAAUCUGAUCUUUGCGUGCUUUGGUGUGUCUUUUACAGGGUUUUUUUUCGGUUAUGAUACGGGUACUGUGGGUGGUAUCACGAAUAUGCAACCCUGGCUAAAACGGUUUGGCCAUUAUAAUGCCUCGAGUGGGGAAUAUGAAAUGUCAACUGCAAUUAUAGGUAUUAUUGUGUCUGCGUUCCAUAUUGGAUGUAUCACAGGCGGAUUCACGAUUGCAAGGCUGGCAGAUCACCUAGGCCGUCGCGCUCCCAUUGCUAUAGCCUGUUUUGUAUAUAUGAUAGGCAUAUCAGUUCAGCUCAGUGCGGGGAAGGGCAAAUGGUAUCAAUACAUGAUCGGAAGAAUGAUCACGGGCCUCACGGUGGGUGCUAACGCGGUACUAUCCCCCAUGCUACUCUCUGAAAUUGCGCCGCCUACAAUCAGAGGAGUCAUCGUGAAUUUCUAUCAGAUUAAUGUCACACAUGGAAUUUUAGUUGGGUACAUUGUUGAUUACGCGACUAAAGGUAUUUAUACAGAUAACCGCAUGUGGAGAUUGCCGUUGAUCGGCGGCUACAUUUUUUCUCUGAUCAUCAUCCCUGUACUCACCCGCGUACCAGAAUCUCCUCGUUACCUCAUUCAACGAGGUCGCUUCGAAGAUGCCAAAAAGUGCGUUGCAAAGCUAAAAGGUUUCAAUUUGGAUUUCAAUUCUGGCUCUACCCUGAGCGCUACGGAUGCAGCCUAUAUGAACGAGGUGGUUGAGGAAGUUGAAUUUUUGAAAGCUGCUUCUCACUAUCAGCUCAGGGAACAAAGAAAUGCCAGUUUCUGGCAGCUGUUUAGCAAAAAAUAUCUGAAAAGAACGAUUUCGGGCAUGUGUGUGAUGGCCUUCCAACAGAUGUCAGGUAUAGAUUACUUUUUGUACUACGGUACGAAAUUGUUCAAGUCCGUUGGUAUUGAAGAUUCUUAUGUCACAUCUAUCAUUCUUGGUGCCAUAAAUGCGGGUAUGACCUACGUGUCAAUCUUUGUCGCCGAUAACCUAGGCCGUAAAAAGGGUUUGUUUUGGGGCUCUGUUAGUUGUUUUACGUGCUUGUUCAUCUUCUCUACUAUCGGAGUUGUAAUGGUGGAUCACCAGGAAAACCCUAAUGCCAAAUUAUCCGGUACUAUCAUGAUUGUGUUUACAUGUCUAUUCAUUGCUGUCUUUUGUUGUUCAUGGUCAGCGAUUGCGUCCGUAUUGGUGAGUGAGAUAUUUUCUUUAGAAAUAAAAUCUAAAGCAAUGGCUUUUUCUCAAGCCUUCAAUUGGGGGUCCAACUUCUUCAUUGCUUUGUGUACUCCAAUUAUCACUGCUCGCAUCGGAUACGCAUUUGGCUAUGUAUUUACAGGCUUUAUGUUUGUGGCUAUAAUAUUCGUCUAUUUCUUCAUCCCUGAAACAAAGGGAAUGACGUUAGAAGAAAUUGACGAUUACUACGAGGGAAAGCAUGAGAUCACGGAGGUUUGA